AUGUUCAGUAAAGGGACUCGCAUAGCUUUCAAUGGAAUUUUCCGCCAUGAGAACAAGGACUUCCGUCUGGUCGAGAAUAUGGAUCAAACGAUCCUUCGCGAAUUAUUUUUCGAUAUCUGUCACAGCUCCAAUCCUUCAGAGCACGCAGAUAUCACACCUGCAGUCCGGGGCGUUCGCGAUGCGCGCAAAUUCUUCUUCGUCAGCUGCAACUAUCAUGAUCCCGAGUACGUUAUUGUUUGUAUAUAUUCCAAGUUAAGGGACUUUGAUUGGAAUAAUCAGGCGAGUAUCAAUAAUCUUAAUACUUUCAGAAAAGCGGCCAUUACGGAGGCUUGCGGUGUCUUCGCUUUUGGCGGAGAUGGUAAACCUCUCACUGCAGAUGAAGUGGAAGCAAUACUUGAUGCAAGACGUCCCAAGAAACAAAACACGGGGGAGUCGAUGGUAACUGGUACCACAAAUGCUCCAGACAAAGAAGGGCAGGAUGAUGGAGAGGUUUCGACUAGUUCUGAGAUGCAAGGCGAGACUAUAGCUGUGAAUCCUGUUCAGCCUGUUACCCAAAUAUUCCAACCUCAACCUGCUGCACAACUAUUCCAGUUUCAGUUUACUUAUACUCCACACCCAUGGGAACGUGCGGCACAGCCUCAACACUAUGGAGCAUAUGCUCAAAAUGGGCCCCAACAGGUUAUAGCCCAUCCCAGAACCAAGGAUACGCUGCCCCUCGACUUGGUCAGCAAGGCUACAGCCAGUUUGCAGUUCCUCUGCAGGCUCAAUCAAGUCACAACCAAUUGCAGAACCAAGGGUAUGGGAUGUAUCAACAACGUAGUAACCAGACGAGCAUCAGUACUUUCCAGACCCAAGGAUACGGAAUGCAUCGACAACAUGGUUACCAGGCCAGCUUUAAUCCUUUACAGACCCAAGGAUACGGGAUGUCUCAGCUUGGUCAACAAAAUUCCAACUAGUUCCAGAAUCGUGGGUACGGAUUUCCUCAGCAGGUUCAGCAAAAUCGUUACCAGUUUCAGAACCAAGGCUUUGCAGGCUUUCAACAAUGUGGACAGCAAAGCCACACAGGGCGGUAAUGUCGGAACCGAUGCCGGAGAAGUGGCUUCUCGAAAUACUUCGAAUGUACCUUCCCAUCAGAAUCAUCAGGGUGCUAGUGUCGAGGCCGAUGAUGGAGAUGUAGCUCCUCAAGGCAAUCCGAAUACGAUGACAAGACAAGAGUUGGCAGAUGCCUUCCAAGAACCUGACCUGACUUUUGAGGACUCGAUGGGUCUAUAA
Sclerotinia borealis F-4128 is the source of this 1272-nucleotide messenger RNA. The record is from the annotation of a GenBank genome assembly. Lineage: Eukaryota; Fungi; Ascomycota; Leotiomycetes; Helotiales; Sclerotiniaceae.